AUGGAUUCGCAAGAAACUCUUCACGAAAUAUUAAAUUACAUCGAGGUUCUUGAUGAGGUUACGAAUGAGCUGCAGCAAAAGAAAAAGCAGCUUGUCUCACUGAGGACAGGGUGCUUGGCUAGCAGAUCUGCUGGUGCCACCGUGGGGACCGUCGGAACGAUCAUCUCCAUUAUCGGAUUUAUUGGAGCACCAUUGACGGGUGGGUUGAGUCUGGCCGCGACGGUAGGCGGCAUGGCCACAGGACUGGCGGGUGGCGCCACUGGAAGCAUUGCUGAGUGUGUGCAGCACUUUAAGAAGAAGUAA
Molecule: messenger RNA, 303 nt
Organism: Mesocestoides corti
Lineage: Eukaryota; Metazoa; Platyhelminthes; Cestoda; Cyclophyllidea; Mesocestoididae
Source: the annotation of a GenBank genome assembly